GUUUCUAAUUAAUUGUUCCCUUUUAACAAUACCCACAACCAAAACUCUCUAGAAACAUCAGUAGUUCUUUGCCCUUCUCCAUUCUCCAAAUAUGUGUGUGUACUCUAUCCAGGUAGACCCAGCUUUGCCCUUCUCCAUUCUUCAGGCAUUUAUCACCUGGCCUUCUAGCCUAGAAAGCAGGUUGGCCACUUCAUCAACUUACCAGUGUUGUCUUCCCUAUUAUGAGAGAUGGAAGAAUUUUGCUCACAUGCUAUUUGAAAUAGGAUUGGGAAUUCCUCCAUCAGGAUGAUAUGGUUCAGCCACCUAUCCUUCCAAAACCUGAUAUGUAUACCAUUUCCUGCUGCCAGAUAAGGCCUUUAGUUAUUCUCACUUUAUGUAUGAUAUUUCUCUGUUUCUUAUUCCUAUAUUAUAUAUGCAGAUGAGGUUCUUAAUAGUUUUCCGCCCUUGCUUCUUAUGUGGUUUUCAAACUUAGAAACAAAUUUUGUUGCUUUAAUUUUAAGUUCAUUAAAGUUUUCAGUGUACACUUAGAAAACAAUUCUAUUACAACUUAAAUUUUCUGUAUUCUUAUACUUUCUAUGUUAUGAUUGCGUUAUUGAUCUUAGGCGGAGAUAUCUACGGAGGCUAGUGAGGAAUCUUGCGAGAUUAGUUCAUCAGUCCCGUCAAAAAGAGCUAAAAACAAGCUUCUUUUGGUUUGGAUACUUUCUUGAAAUUGCCUCGUGCUAGUAGAAAUGAAAGGUUAAAAGCGUAAUGUAACGCCCGUAAAAUGAUCGAUGCAGUGCACUCUAGGUCUGGAACUUCAAAUUUGAAGCGACAUAUAGAUACACAAAGAUAAUAGGUCAUCAGCGUGCUUUAUGAACUUAACUGGAGUAAUUAAUAUCAGCAGUGAUUGAUCUAUACUGCUAAAUGAAGCCCUGGUACCAUUGAGAUGUUCAGUUACCAUCUUGAUCUCCAUUAAGUCUCUAACAUUCAUGGUUGAAUUUCUUAUGUAAAGAAAUAAAGAUAGGAUUUUUAACAUGCUUAAGAUCCAAUUUCCUCUUUAAUCAGUUUUUUCUUGAUAAUUUCAGAGAAUUCUGUUUCUUUCUGGACUUUCAGGAAUUGAAUUUAUAUUGGUUGAGAGUGUUCUGUUUUCAGAAUUAAAGGUUCAAUUGAGAUAAGAAGGUCAUCAUUGCUGGGUUCAUUGGGCAUUGUUGAUGGUUGAGGGUUAAGGAUUAAAGUAUUAUGGGUUCUUGUUGUUUGGUUCAUUAGUUAUAUCUGAAAUGAUUGGAUUAAAUCUCAAAUGGACUUACCCAUUUGAAUUUCUUGGCUGCAAAAUGUGUGGUGUUGGUUGUCAUUGCAUAAAACCUAUUGUUUAUAUUUCUAGGAGAUCAUGAAGAGAAAAUGCAAAAAUUCAGCCCAAGCAAUGUUGGAAAGUCUACGAGGACAGCAAGCUGACAAUAAUAGCUCAACUUCCCAAGUUCUGCAGCGGCAAAUUAGUCGUGAUCAACUUGAUGCCCAACCUGAGAAUGAGAACAUAGAAACUCCUAUACUCGGUGAUGGCAACUUAAAUUCUUCUUCAAGCUCUAAUGAAGCUAACUCACAACAGAAAAAGGAGCCCUUAGUUGUCAAUAUUAGAGAUACUUUGACGGGAGAAGUUACAACUCAAAAGAUGCAAGCAGAUCGAGUUUGGAACUUGGAAAGAAAUAAAAAAAAUAAUGGUGGAACUCAAUGGAGAUGGACAAGGAAGUAAUAAUGGUUCAAACUUGCUUGUGAGAUUUCUUGGCAAACUUUCUCAAAAGUCAACAGUUUAUCCCAUAUCGGUUGAGAGAUGGGAUAGGAUGCCAGAUGCGAAAAGCCGCCUACAGUGGAAGCUUAUUGAGGAGAAUUUUGAGUUUGAUUAUGCUGCUGGAAAUAAAUGGGUGAUGCGUACUUUAUGCGAAAGAUGGAGGGCUUAUAAAUAUAAGUUAAGAAACGAGAACCUCUACCCUAACAAAAGUAAGGAAGAGAUACUUGCUAAAACUCCCGAGAACGUGGAUUCUAUUGAUUGUGCUGCUUUUGUGCAUCACUGUAAAGAGGAUAAGGUGAAGGCUCAAAGUGAACAAAAUGCAAGAAAUCGACGUAAACUUAAAGUCCCUCAUGCCGGUGGUAGCAAAAGCAAUGCAAGGAGAGUUCGUCAAAUGGAGAUAAAAUAUGGAAGGCCUGUGUGCCGAAGUGAGGUUGUUUUGUCAACUUUACUAAAAAAGGAUGGCAAUUAUGUGAAUGAAGAAGGGAAGAUUAUAGCUGAUAAAAUAUCAGAGCAUCUAUCUCAAGAUCAAGAACGUGCUGCCACUUUAGGUGUUCCUUUGAAGAUAUUUUCUCAUCCUAAUAACGCCAUUGGAAAAGUAUAUGGAGCUGAACAUUCUGGUCGUGUGCGUGGUUUAGGUGGAAAUGUAUACCCCUCGGCUGCUUUUGGAAUGCCUAGAUGUUCAAUCAGUCAUACGAAUUUUGGUGGUUCUACUAAUAUGUCUCAUCAACGUGUUGAAGACCUAGAGAAACAUGUAGAAACCUUGAAAGAGAAGCUGACUGGAUAUGAGGAGACAAAGGAAAAGCUUGAGGAGACCAAGGAACACCUUGUUGAGACCAAGGAACGGCUUGCGCAAAAUGAGAAUCACUUGGCAACUCUUCAUACGUUUUUACAAGCUAAAUUUGGUAGUGAGUUGCCUAGUUUCAACUUACAUUCUUCUUAGCCUUUUGUGCAUAGUAUAUUUUUGAACCACUAUAUGUGGUGUACCUCUACUUUUUGCAUUUCCAUUACACUAGUAAUUGUGGUAUCUUUUUGGUAUAUUCAAGGCUUGAAACUUAUGUCUUGUUAGUAAGAUAUAUGUAUAUGAUAAGUAGAAUAUUGGAACUUUGAUCUUUAUAGCAAUGAUGAUUUGUGUA
Lycium barbarum (goji berry) is the source of this 2895-nucleotide messenger RNA. RefSeq lists its product as uncharacterized. Lineage: Eukaryota; Viridiplantae; Streptophyta; Magnoliopsida; Solanales; Solanaceae. The record is from RefSeq and is a predicted model, not a curated record. The coding region runs from base 1692 to 2702 and encodes 336 amino acids. The transcript has 8 exons.